UCUAUCAGGCUGCGGCCACUUAUACAACAACAAUGAAUGUCUUUGGCGAUUUCAAUGAAAAACACGCCAGUAUCUCAGCAGUUAUUCUGAAACUCUAUGGCCUUUAAGUGAAAAUUGAUGCCGCGAAACAGCAUUUGAAACAGUGUCAGUGUUUGCCCUCCUCUAAACAGAUCUUAUAGCAAGGAGAGGCAUCCCCUUAGGAGUGAGCUGUGGGUGUAUGUAAUGGCAGGUGGAAGGCGAGGGACGAACCGCACCACUUACUGCAGACCUCCACUUGGCAGUGAAGCAGGCUCAGUAAGCAAUGGCAACCACUCCACCAGCUCCCCGGUCACCGGGGUGCGAUCUCGCACGAGGAGUGGUACAGGAGCAUGCAUGUCCAGCCCACCACUGGCUGCGCAGACAGUGGUGCCCUUGAAACACUGCAAGAUCCCAGAGUUACCUGUGGAUCACAAUGUGCAGUUCGAGCUCUACCUUUUCUUCUGCCACCUCACUGCUCUCUUUGUCCAUUACAUCAACAUCUACAAGAGUGUAUGGUGGUACCCACCAUCACAUCCUCCCUCAUUCACUUCACUGAACUUCCACCUGAUUGAUUAUAACAUGCUCGUGUUCAUAGUUAUCAUUCUGGCUCGGAGGUUAAUCGCAGCAAUUGUUAAAGAGGCAUCACAGAGUGGGAAACUAUCAUUUCCUCAUUCCAUCUUCUUAGUGAUGGCACGGUUUGCUGUGCUAACACUAACAGGCUGGAGUCUGUGCCGCUCCCUCAUUUACCUCUUCAGAACGUACUCUGUGCUAAGCCUGCUCUUCCUCUGCUACCCAUUUGGGAUGUAUAUUUCGUUCUUUCGGUUGAGCUGCGACUUCCGGCGUGCAGGUCCCCUGUCCCCCAUGGCCGGCAUUGGCUCCAAAGAAUUGGGCAGUGUCGGCCGGGGGCGGGACUACCUGACGGUGCUCAAGGAAACCUGGAAGCAGCACACCAGCCAACUAUACGGUGUCCAGGUCAUGCCAACACACGCCUGCUGCCUGUCACCAGACUUGAUUCGCAAAGAAGUGGAGUACCUCAAGAUGGACUUUAACUGGAGAAUGAAGGAGGUGCUGGUCAGUUCCAUGCUGAGUGCCUACUAUGUGGCCUUUGUACCAGUCUGGUUUGUCAAGAGCACCCAGUAUGUAGACAGACGCUGGUCUUGCGAGCUGUUCAUCAUGAUGUCGGUCAGCACAUUGGUCAUCCUCAUGCGACACCUAUUGCCACCUCGCUACUGCGACCUGCUGCACAAAGCUGCAGCGCACCUUGGCUCCUGGCAGAAAGUAGACCCAUCGCUGUGCUCCAAUGUCCUCCAGCACCUGUGGACAGAAGAAUACAUGUGGCCGCAGGGUGUCCUGGUCAAACAUAAUAAGAAUGUCUACAAAGCUACGGGCCACUACAAUGUCGCAGUACCAUCAGAUGUGUCCCAUUAUCGCUUCUAUUUCUUUUUCAACAAGCCGCUACGAAUAUGGAACAUCCUCGUCAUCCUGAAAGGCACCAUGAUAUUUUACCAACUCUACUUGUUGAUAUUCUCAGAGAAGUGGCAUCAAACCAUAUCGUUGGCACUGAUCCUUUUCAGUAACUAUUAUGCCUUCUACAAGCUUCUGAGAGACAGAAUUGUCUUAGGGAAUGCGUACUACUACUCAAACAGCUUGUCAGACCAGAAAGUCAGUUAGGUCUAAGUUAUGGGGUGCAAUCAAGAGCUCUGUAUUUUUUUUUUUUUUUUUCUACAAAUUGCAUUUUGUGUCACGCUUUUGUUCCAA
Molecule: messenger RNA, 1776 nt
Organism: Phycodurus eques (leafy seadragon)
Lineage: Eukaryota; Metazoa; Chordata; Actinopteri; Syngnathiformes; Syngnathidae
Gene: tmem39b
Product: transmembrane protein 39B
Exons: 9
Coding region: 223-1689 (488 amino acids)
Cellular component (GO): membrane
Source: RefSeq, a predicted model, not a curated record